UCCCUGAAUUGAUUAAAAGAACCACACAGGGACAUAUCGCUGCGAGGAAUUUAGUAGGCGCAGACCAUACUGGACGUGCUCUUGAUGUAUGAUUCGAAGUUCAAUCAGACGAUAGAGAAAUUCAGCCCUGAAUGAAUACAGUUGUUGAAUCAACUCAGAGUCCUCGUUGUUCCGUGCCCUAGAACACUUGAACCAAGCAACCUGGCAAAUCACCAGUAGGCUUCAUGGCAUCGUAUUCGCCUCUCCGAAUACACGAUCUAGAGCAUCAACAUGAAAACUCUGAAGACGCUAUUCUCCUCCCCAGCAAACACAUCAUCUCCGAGCACCGCACCGUAGACCUCCCGUCUAAAUGGCUAGCUUGGGCCGCACUGGGACACUCUGUUCUUUGUGCAUAUGCAUUGUACCACUGCCUCUGCCUAUGUUUGCGGGUGGCAUGAUGCCCAUGAGUUCAACGUUAGCCAAACCAGUUCCCAGGUCUGGAAUUGGUUGGCGACCUUCGGCAACAGCAAAAGGGUGCGCAGAUUCAGUGAUUCAUACUGUCAUGAACAGACCCCACAGGUGUAAGCAGCACCAAUUAGACGUACUUUCCAAGUGCCAUGAUACAGUAAACAAAGCCUUACCUAAUAAAAAAAUUCGUACGUCAUACUCAGCUACAGCGUAAGUGAAUCUCCGUGACCUGAAGUAACUUACCAAGGUCAUUUGUAUUGU
Suillus subaureus is the source of this 708-nucleotide messenger RNA. RefSeq lists its product as uncharacterized. The transcript has 2 exons. Bases 350 to 661 code for a protein of 103 amino acids. The record is from RefSeq and is a predicted model, not a curated record. Lineage: Eukaryota; Fungi; Basidiomycota; Agaricomycetes; Boletales; Suillaceae.